Closterium sp. NIES-67 is the source of this 1736-nucleotide messenger RNA. NCBI's taxonomy places the organism in Eukaryota, Viridiplantae, Streptophyta, Zygnematophyceae, Desmidiales, Closteriaceae. The record is from the annotation of a GenBank genome assembly.
AUGGAACUAUCCGCGAUUACUUGGAAAGUAGCGCCGCGCGCAGCUAGGAGCCACCUCGCCGCGACUCCGCCUCUGGCUGGUCUGCCUCCCAUCGCUCAUGCGCUUUGCCCGUGUCCUCCGCAAAGCAUCCCUCUCCCUAUCCGGCUUAGAUAAACAUCUGGUCUGCUCGUUGUUCGCUGCACAUCGCAUUCCUGUUCCUCGGCUUGAGAGCUUUAGUCUCUCGACAAACAGCUCUGCUAGACCGCGGAGCACGAGCCUAAGAAGGUGCCAAUUAGUUGUCACUCUCACAAGCCUCUCCACCAUGGCUGCUACCGCUCUUGCUCAGGCCGCGGCCCCCGCGGCUCUGACCUCCUCGCUGUGCUCCAGCCAGCCUAAGGCGCUGUCCUCGACCGCCUCUCUGACUGGCAUCAAGGUCACCGCUCCCACUUUCUCCAAGAGCAAGCAGGCGCGUCGCAACCAGAUCAUCGCUUCGGCUAACGCCAAGGCGGCCGCUGCGGUGUCCGCGGAGACUAAGGCCGCUCCUAAGGCUACCAACCAGUAUGCCAUCCAGGCGUUCACCAACUGGCUGCUGCUGCAGGAGCAGGCUGGGGUGAUUGACAACGAGAUGACCAUCGUGCUGUCGUCCAUCUCCCUCGCGUGCAAGCAGAUUGCCAGCCUCGUCACCCGCGCUGGUAUCUCCAACCUGACCGGCGUGCAGGGCGCGCAGAACGUUCAGGGAGAGGACCAGAAGAAGCUGGACGUCGUGUCCAACGAGGUCUUCGCCCACUGCCUGCGUGCUAGCGGCCGCACCGGUAUCAUUGCUUCUGAGGAGGAGGACACCCCUAUCGCUGUUGAGGAGUCUUACUCCGGCAACUACAUCGUGGUGUUCGACCCGCUUGACGGCUCGUCCAACAUCGACGCCGCUGUGUCCACUGGCUCCAUCUUCGGCAUCUACCGCGAGCCUGAGGGCGGCUGCCUCAUCGACCUCGAGGAGGACGCCACGCUUGACCAGAUUCAAGCCACAUGCGUCACCAAUGUGUGCCAGCCCGGCAAGAACCUGCUCGCUGCUGGCUACUGCAUGUACUCGUCGUCCACCAUCCUGGUGCUCACCAUUGGUACCGGCGUGUUCGGGUUCACUCUGGACCCCAUGUACGGCGAGUUCGUGCUGACUCACGCGGACAUCAAGAUCCCCAAGUCCGGCAAGAUCUACUCGUUCAACGAGGGCAACUACGACAUGUGGACUCCCCAGCUGAAGAAGUACAUUGACAGCCUCAAGGACGCCAGCUCGGGCAAGCCCUACUCCGCGCGCUACAUCGGCUCGCUGGUGGGCGACUUCCACCGCACGCUGCUCUACGGAGGCAUCUACGGCUACCCCCCUGACAGCAAGAACGCCACUGGCAAGCUGCGCCUGCUGUACGAGUGCGCGCCCAUGAGCUUCCUGGCGGAGCAGGCGGGCGGAAAGGGCUCAGACGGUUUCCGCCGCGUGAUGGACAUCAUGCCUGAGCAGGUCCACCAAAGAGUGCCGCUUUUUGUGGGCAGCCCGGAUGAGGUUGAGAAGCUGGAGAAGUACCUGGCUGAGAAGUAAAUAACACGUGCGGUGUUCUUUUCUGUGGGCAGAGUAAAUUGAUUUGAGAUAAUACGGGCUUUGCUCUGUUCGUGGUCACAAUCGUAUAAAAAGGACGCUUGAAUCGUUCCAAUUUUGAAGCUGUAUCACAUGGCUUUGAUGUGCAAAUGUAUUGUGAGAUGUGGUAUGACCU